Molecule: messenger RNA, 3119 nt
Organism: Myotis myotis
Lineage: Eukaryota; Metazoa; Chordata; Mammalia; Chiroptera; Vespertilionidae
Gene: ADGRG5
Product: adhesion G protein-coupled receptor G5
Exons: 12
Coding region: 148-1722 (524 amino acids)
Biological process (GO): cell surface receptor signaling pathway; adenylate cyclase-activating G protein-coupled receptor signaling pathway
Cellular component (GO): membrane
Molecular function (GO): G protein-coupled receptor activity
Source: RefSeq, a predicted model, not a curated record
ACAGAGCAGAGAGGAGAUCCCGGCACAAGGUGCUACUUCCCCUUCCUCCUGCAGAGGGGAGAAGGCAGCGAGACUGCAGGCAGACCAGGCGGACGGCAGCCGAUUCACAGGGCAGGAGCUGGUUGGUGGAGGAGACCUGGCCGGGACAUGGAUUGCCGUGCGGUCCUUUUCCUUUGCCUGGGCUUUGUAACGUCUCAGAGCGGGGAAGAAGAGGGAGCCCAAGAACCCCUGCGCUGGAUGAAGAGAAUGGAGCAGGUGCCCAGGAGACAAACCUCAACUAACCCUGCCCAUCUCGUCCAUGGUCUGGAGUACAGCCUGCUGAAUGCCACCUUCCAGGGCUCCAACCUCACCUUGCAGACGUCCACCAUUCAGACGCUGGCCUUCAAGCUGGGCUGCGACUUUGCCGGCCUCUCGCUGUACAGCGAUGCUCUGGAUCGCGAACCCCAGGCCGCCAGGGCCAGGCAUGCCAUGCAGUUCCCCACUGAGCUGACGAAGCAGGCCUGCAGGACACGCCGCAGGGAGCUGCGUCUCAUCUGCAUGUACUUCUUCAACAACAGGUUUUUCCCGAAUGACAACUCAUCUCUGCUCAACGACUAUGUCCUGGGGGCCCAGCUGGGCAGUGAACACGUGGACAACCUCAUGGAGCCCAUCAACAUCAGCCUCUGGCACAACCAAAGCCUGGAAGACUACAACGUGACCUGUGUCUUCUGGAAGGAGGGAGCCAGCGAGCUCCACUGGGGGCUCUGGAGCCCUGAGGGCUGUCGCACAGAGCAGCCCUCACCUUCCCAGGUGCUCUGUCGCUGCAACCACCUCAGCUACUUUGCUGUUCUCAUGCAAUUCUCCCCAGCCCCGCUCCCGGCGGAGCUGCUGGCACCUCUCACCUACAUUUCCUUCGUGGGCUGCAGCAUCUCCAUCGUGGCCUCCCUGCUCACCCUCCUGCUGCACUUCCACGCCAGGAAGCAGAGUAACUUCAUCACACGCAUCCACAUGCACCUGCAUGCCUCCGUGCUGCUCCUGAAUGUCGCCUUCCUGCUGAGCCCCGCGCUGGCCUUGCCCUCCGUGCCCGGGGCAGCAUGCGUGGCACUGGGCGCCAUCCUGCACUUCGCGCUGCUCAGCUGCCUCACCUGGAUGGCCAUCGAAGGCUUCAACCUCUACCUUCUCCUGGGGCGUGUCUACAACAUCUACGUCCGGAGAUACGUGCUCAAGCUCUGCGCAGUGGGCUGGGGGGUCCCUGCCCUCCUGGUGCUGCUCCUCCUUGCCAUCAAGAGCUCAGCUUACGGCCGCCACACGAUCCCUCUCUCCCACAGCCAGGGGAACAGCACGGGCUUCCAGCACAUGUCCAUAUGCUGGGUGCGGAACCCCGGGGUGCACCACGUCCUGGUCAUGGGCUACGGUGGCCUCACGACCCUUUUCAACCUGGUGGUGCUGGCCUGGGCACUGCGGACCCUGCGCAGACUGAAGGCGCGGGAGGAGGCGCCAGGCUCGCGGGCCUGCAGGGACACCGUCACCGUGCUGGGCCUCACCGUGCUGCUGGGCACCACCUGGGCCCUGGCCUUCUUCUCCUUUGGCGUCUUCCUGCUGCCCCAGCUCUUCCUCUUUACCAUCUUCAACUCUCUCUACGGGUUCUUCCUCUUCCUGUGGUUCUGCUCCCAGAGGUGUCAUGCGGAGGCCGAGAAGGAGGCCGAGAAGGAGGCGUUCAGCACCUCCCAGAUGAUGCACUAGUCUGCACCGCGGCCGGAUCCCCAGCCGCUCCAGCUGCCUGCAUCUGAGGCCCUGGCUUCCGCCAGAGAGGGUGGCAGGCCAGCUGCUGGACACCAGAGCCCUGUGCCCUCUAGGGAGGCUGUCCACCUCCGUGGCUUCCCCGGCCCAGACGGAAAUGCCCAGACUGUGCCCUUGGCAUUCUACUCGGGGGCAGGUCCAACCCCAUGGGGGGCAACAAACUUCGCCCUGGUGCCUGGCUUAUGGACAGAGCUCUGGCUUGGGAGCCAGGAGGCCAUGUUACCCGGCCUGGCUCAGGGUCUUACUGUGUGAUGUUGGGCCUGUCACUUCUCAUGGACCCUCGGUUUCCGCAUCUGACACGAAGCAGAUGGCUCUGGUCCUGCCUAGACUGAGAGCUUUGUGAAGCCUGAGUAAGGCCGGGGAGGAGGAGGGUCACAGUGGGCCCCGUUAACUGCAUCGUCCGGCUGGGCCACCCCCCUAUGCUCAAGGCCUCUUUCCCUUUAAUCCCCCCAAAACUAUAAUGACCCCAACUCCACGGCCACAGUUCUCAGAGAUCAGGAAGCCCCGUCCUUCCCAGAGGCCUCCCCUCCCUCCAGACCUCCCAAGUCUCCAAGGCCAUUUAGACCAGCGGCCAGGGCCACGGGGCUUCCAGGGGUAGAAGGGGUUGCCUCUUUGCCCUACACCUGAGCCAGCUGGGCCUCCGUGGCCGGCUAUUUGACAAAUGGAUAGAAUUGGAUUUCCCUCGCUAGGCCUAGGGUGUGGGUUCUAAAUCCAAGGUCAGGCCCUUGACCUAUCUGUUCUACCGAGUGGGAAACUGAUGAAGCCGGAGCCUUUCCGAGACUGCACACCAGGGGGCGCUGUUGACCUGCGCUCAGAGGCUAUUGGCACCAGAACCGCUCCUGGAAAUGCUGGGAUGGCCGGUCUGGGAACAGGACCCACCAGAGGGAGGGGUUCUGCCUCCAGGACUGCGCCUGCUGAGUGCCCAGGAGGAGGGCUGUCAGCGCUGUUCACAGCCAUUUCCCUCUUUACCCAACACAGCGGCCUCUCUGGCUCUUGGGUCUUGUGCUCUGGGCACACCUCUCAGCGCCCAGCUCCGGGCCAUGGGACAGGUUUUAAUGACUUUGAAUGGCACAGGGAAGGAAUGGAAGCUGGAUCCCUCUGGUUAUGCCCUCUGUUCAUUCCUUGAUGCAAACGGCCCUUCACGCGGUGGUCAGUGGCUCUGGAGCCGGACUGGUGGGGCUCAAAUGCCAGCUCUGCCACGAGCCAUCAACCUCCUUGUGCCUUAGUUUCCCCGCCUGUAAAUAGGGGCAACAGGGGGACUGAUUUUGAAGGUUCAAUGAAAUACUCCAUAUAAAGAGGCUGAGCACAGAGUAAGAGCGCAAUAAAUGUUACUAUGGUGA